UGUUUAGUGUUUACUGUUUACCUAUUGGCUAUUAUAUAAGAUAAAAAUUUAUAAUAUGAUUAUUAGACAAUAAUAAUACUAAUUUAUAUGGGCUAUAAGUUAUAUAAGUUAAAACUUCACUUUUAUCACAUAAAUUCAGUAGUUAUUAAUAAAUAAUAAUCAUGUAGCCUACAGGCUUUUAAAUUAAAAUUAUAAAUUAUUUAAUGUUUUUAUUUGGAAGUUAAUUAAAGAUUUUAUUCUAUUUAUUUAUUUUGAUGUCAACAUAAUUAAUUAUUAUAUUAUAUAAUAUGAUGGAUGUAUUAAAAAAUCAUCAUGAGCCUUUUGACUUACUACCGGAUGAAAUGGUUGUAUACACAUUAAGCUUUAUCGAUGCAGAUACCCUUUUGGAUUGUAGACUUGUAUGCAAAAGAUGGCGAGAACUUAUAGAUGCAUACGUAUUUCAAGAAAAAGCUUCACGAGAAAAUAAGUAUGUGAAUAAUGGUAGAGGGUACUACAGUUUUUCCAAAAUUGAUUCAAAUAAUAUCAGAAAGCUAGAAUUGCCAUGGUACGUGUUUCAUGUCAUAUGCAAAUAUGAUCCAUUUAAUAGAAAUUUAGUGAAAAACCACUGUGGACAAAAUGAAUAUACACAUUGGAAUAUAACUAACGAUCAUAAUUGGUGGACUAUUGAACAAACACCACAAGGUGCUCCUCCAUUACCUGAUGAUCCUGAUUUUGAUGGCCAUACAAGCUGUUUUGUAUCAACAUAUCGAUUAUGUUCAAAGAGGCAAAAAAUCAUAUUCAAAAAUUAUGGUUUGAAUGAUAUUGUCAUGAAAACUCUUCAACCUGAAAUUUCAGUUAGUGAAUGGUAUACGGGUCGUUUUGAUUGUGGUUGCAAAUAUGCAUUAAGGGCAACUGUUCAUGAUAGAAAUGAUAAGCUAAUAGAACAACACAAUUACAAUGAUGUUUUACCUCAGUGGGAGGCUAAUAUUUGGACAAAAGCUUCACAUUCAUUUAAAAAUCAGAGUAAUGCAUCUCAAUUAAUUCUAUAUCAUUCUGGAGUAGACACACAGUAUUGGGCUGGUCACUAUGGUACCAAAAUAUCUGGUUCUGUAGUAAAAAUUUUGCUACCAAUAAAAUUUAAAUGUGCCGAGUCUUAGAUACAUAUUUUAAUUAAAUGUAUUGGUAUAUAUAUAUAUAUAUAUAUAUAUAUAUAUAUAUAUAUAUGCUAUAAUAUUUCUUUUAAAAUUUAAAAUUUAUUCUAAAUUAAUAAUUACUUAUCACCAAAAAUAUGAAAUAUUAUAACAGUUGUACUAUUUUAUAUAAUAUUUAAUUAUUGUUAAUUAUGUAUUUUUAAAUAUUUAUGAAUUGAAAGAUAAGAGAAAAUAUUUUUUUAUUAUAUUUUAAGAAACUUUAAAUCUAGUCAGCAAUUGUUAUUAUUAUUCUAUUAUUGUAGGGCGGCCAGAUUGAAUUAUUAAUUGUAGAAAUCUGGUACAACAAAUUCCAAUUUUACCUAACCAUUACUUUACUUUACAGUGUCUUUUAUUUUUAUUUUUUAUUUAUAAUAUAUAUUAAGUAAUACAAUAAGUAAAUUUGAUCAGUAGAUAAAAUAAAUAAGUAAUAAUAACAUUAUAGUAAGUUAUCUAAACCUGAGUUCAAGUAUUGUUUUUUUUUAUAUAAAUAAUUAGGUUAAAAGUUCUUUGACCCAUUUUAUUUUGAUUUGAUUUAUAUCAAAUAGAUUUAAAGAGUAUAAAUUUGAUAUGAAAGGAUUUAGAUGAUAAUGUUGUUUUUAUGUUAUCAUUUAUUGAAUUUACCUAGGAGCAUUGAUUAUUGCUUUGAGAGAUAUUAACUGAAAAUAUUAUUUAACUUUUAAUUAGUUUUCAAAAUUAGAUUUCAUAAGAGGCCAAAGAGAUGAUGAGUAGUUUUUGUACUAAUAUUUUUGUUUUACAGUGAUAGUAUUGAUUUUAAUAAGGAUGUGAGUCAUCUAUCUACAAGCAUCCUAAGAUAUUUUAUGAACUAUUGGUAUUUAUCUAUUGUUACUGUAUCUUACCAUUUUUAUUUAUUAAUUUAAUUAUAUAUAUAUAAAUAAUAUAUAUUAUUGGUAUAUUUUUGUGUAAUUACUUUACCAUUGAUUAACAAAUAUUCAGUUAAUAUUUAUUGACCAGAAAUAUAAUAAUAAAUUAUAUUUUACUCUAGUUUAAUUUUGGAACAUUAUAAUGUUUAUGUACAAUGAUCAAACCACAAUAACAACACAGAGUUCUGAAAAACUUCUUUGAGACAUUGAGAUACAUGUUUUUUAACAGUGGCGGAUCUAGUUUUUUUUUUUUGAGGGGGAGGGUAAAAUUUUUCAUAUUAUUUUAUAUUAUAUAUAUAUUAUUUUGUAAGUUCAAUAUUUAGCAUUUGAUGUUAGGCUUUACAAAUAUAAUAUGACAAUCAAGAGGGCUCGACCCUCUCCCUUGAAUCCUCUACUGUUCCUAAACCACUUAUUCCGUAAAAUCUGUCAAAAAUGGCCACUCUAUAUAAUAGUAAAUAAUAGAAAACUCAUGAAAUUAAAUUAUUGUUCAUUGAUUCAUUUUUUAAACAUAUUUUUCUAAUAUAAUAAUUGGACGUUAACCAUUUUGUAAUAUAAUGUGAUAAUAAUAUAUAUUUAAUUAAUCACAGCUUUUAUAUGUAUUAAUUACAAAUAUUAUAAUGUUAUCAUUUUUUUUAAAUAUUAUUUAUUUAUUUAUUACAGAUGUAUUUGUGUUAGGUACCAUUUGCUAUAAAAUUAUAACCAAAAUAAAAGAUACUUAGUAGAA
Molecule: messenger RNA, 2774 nt
Organism: Rhopalosiphum padi (bird cherry-oat aphid)
Lineage: Eukaryota; Metazoa; Arthropoda; Insecta; Hemiptera; Aphididae
Product: F-box only protein 17-like
Exons: 4
Coding region: 288-1136 (282 amino acids)
Biological process (GO): SCF-dependent proteasomal ubiquitin-dependent protein catabolic process; glycoprotein catabolic process
Cellular component (GO): cytoplasm; SCF ubiquitin ligase complex
Molecular function (GO): protein binding; ubiquitin protein ligase activity
Source: RefSeq, a predicted model, not a curated record